GCUCGGCGAGCGCGUCUCGGCCGUGCGAUCGGCGGAGGCUGGAUCUGACGGCAAGGAAGCUGCCAGCGAGGCCGCCGCGCGUAGCAAAUACGUGGAGCGGCCUUGGCUGCUCCUGCUUCAUUCGAGCGCUGCGCCUACCGCGACCAACCUGACCGGCCAGCCGCCCCGCCGUCGUCGCCUCUGCCGCCGCGAUUUGUCCGGCGGGAUUGCACGAGGAAGAAAGGGAGAGAGAUGAGGAGCAGCGAGGCCAUGGAGCUCCUGGGCUUCGCUCCCUACUCCCGCCCGUCCCCUUCCGAGGUUAAGGCUGCGUAUAGAAGAAUGGUCAUGGAGUCCCAUCCCGAUCGCGUCCCGAUGGAUCAGAAGCCUCAAGCCGAGUCAAAAUUCAAGCAGGUAGUAGAAGCAUAUUCUUGUUUGAAGGAUGGUCGAAGAUUUGGGAACAGAAUGGAAGUGCAUGUAAUGAGGUCUGGUGUUCCAACGGGAUACAGAAGAUCAAACAAGAUAUUGGUUAAAGCCCCCUUUCUGCUCAUAAUUUGUGCCGCAGUUUCCUUUGGUUCCUACAGCGCUUCGAGGGCAUACCAGCGGCAAAAGGAUGUGUGUUCCUCUCAGAACCCUUUUCUUCCAUAAUGGAAACUCAUUGUACUGUCGAUAUCCAUAUAAGCUAAUAGAAGAGAAGAUCUGUGUGUUGCAAUUUGAGAUGCAAAACAAUCUCUCCACUGAAUAAAGGCACCAAUCACUGUUUGUGAUUUCAAAGAAAAGACACAUGCUUUGUAGAUGUUCAGUUUAGCUCUAGGGAGCAUAUGCUCCUGCGCGCCGCUUCCCUGAACGUUUUGUCCAGUGGACAAAAGAUGUCGUUAGUAAUGGAAAGGUUGCCAUCACUAUUAAUGAUGUUAUUGGCCCGUAUUUUGUUACCAGGAAGGGUUUGAGGCAAGGGGAUCCGUUUUCCCCCUUGUUUUCAAUUUGGCGGCUGAUGUUCUUGCUACCCUGGUGCAAAGGGCGCAAGAACAAGGAUUUAUCAAGGGAGUGUUGCCUAGGUUGUAUUCAGGAGGUCUAAAUAUUUUGCAAUAUGCGGACGAUACUAUUUUCUGUUUUGAAGAUGACCUUGAGGGGGCUAGGAACCUCAAAAUUGUUAGAGUUAUAAUAUAAGUCAUGUACCCCUUUGUAUUUAUCCCGUUGUAUAAGGGGUUUCCUGCAUAUGUUCCACACCUGUACAUGUAUAUAUAUAUCGGCCUAUGGCCUCAUGGGAAUACAAGUUGCAUAUUCCUAACA
Molecule: messenger RNA, 1266 nt
Organism: Triticum aestivum (bread wheat)
Lineage: Eukaryota; Viridiplantae; Streptophyta; Magnoliopsida; Poales; Poaceae
Product: chaperone protein DnaJ
Exons: 6
Coding region: 232-624 (130 amino acids)
Cellular component (GO): nucleus; cytoplasm
Molecular function (GO): protein-folding chaperone binding; protein folding chaperone
Source: RefSeq, a predicted model, not a curated record